Molecule: messenger RNA, 493 nt
Organism: Cercospora beticola
Lineage: Eukaryota; Fungi; Ascomycota; Dothideomycetes; Mycosphaerellales; Mycosphaerellaceae
Source: RefSeq, a predicted model, not a curated record
GUCCCAGUCCUCCCUCCACGAAGACAGAAUCCCAGAACUAUCAACUCUUCACAGUCAAAUAAAUCAACAAACCAUCAAUUCUCGCUCCACCAGCACCACCACCGCAAACAUGCAAUUCUUCACCGUCGCCAUCAUUGCCCUUUUCGGCCUCACCGCCAACGCAUGCAAGUGCUCCAACGACAGACUCGCCACUGAGUCCUGCUGCGCUCAACUCCAAGGCAACUAUCUCCCAGAUCAGCAAGAUUGCCAGGCCGCCUCCAUCUCCGAGCGCCUCUCUACUUUCGCCUCUUGCUGCAGUGAAGGUGGAUUCGACAGCGACUGUGACUGCCCAUCUGGCUGUUAAAUAGCCUCGAUAUGAGAAAUGGAUUGAUAGUGGCGGCACGAUAUUGAUCUAUGCUGGAGGCAACUCGUGGUUUUUCCGGGAGAUAAUGUAUCAUGAGAUCAGGUCAUAGUCAAUGAAUCGACCAGUAGCCCAGCUACACUGUCCGCCAAU